This is a messenger RNA of Varanus komodoensis (Komodo dragon), 1962 nucleotides long. It is a transcript of the gene CUNH1orf210, whose product is annotated as chromosome unknown C1orf210 homolog. The record is from RefSeq and is a predicted model, not a curated record. NCBI's taxonomy places the organism in Eukaryota, Metazoa, Chordata, Lepidosauria, Squamata, Varanidae. The transcript is spliced from 5 exons. Gene Ontology annotation, molecular function: protein binding. Bases 122 to 1195 code for a protein of 357 amino acids.
UCCUGAGCCGGGGAAGCCAAGUUUGCUGUGAGAAGCUGGCUGUGUGCGCGUAGCGGCCUUGGGUGCGGUCCAGAGCCAGGAAGCACUCCUCGGGGUUUUAGACGAAGCUACCUGAAACACCAUGAAAGAUGCCUGGUACACCUGGGCCAUCAGCGUGUUUUGCACUUGGUCUGUGAUAUCAGGACAUCCAUGUAACAUUGACAAACAGGGACGGGCUGCCUGCAGUGGAAAGAGCCUAUUUCAUCCUCCAAAUUCUCUUCCCAGACGCAUCACCAGCUUGGAUCUGUCCUUUAAUUCCCUGAUGAUGCCCAAACAUGGACCCUUUCUGAGAAGCUUCCAGUCUCUGCACUCCCUGAACCUCUCCAGCAACAGCAUUCCUAGCCUUUAUCCUUCACUCUUUCAUAACCUUGGUGCUCUCCACCUGUUGGAUUUGAACAACUGUAGCAUUUCCCACAUCCACCCAAAGAGCUUCCUGGGAUUGAAAAACCUUCAUAUAUUACUCCUGAAGAACAAUAAACUUCAGUCUCUUGAUCUGUCCAUGUUCCUAACCCCUGGGAGCCUUGUCCAUCUGGACCUGAGAAACAACAGGCUUCCGCAUACAGUUGAACUUGUUCAGUCAACUGUGCCAAGAAUACAGCAUGUCCAACUUCAGGGGAACCCAGGGGUGCAAACCCACAGCACUGUAACUCCUUUCAGGCAGAUGCUACAACCAGGAGAAGAGCUCCAGACUCAUGAGGUUACAAAUCUGCACUAUCGGGACCUGAGUCUCAGAAAAAAACUUCGGUUUCCUCGUGCUGAAGACUCAACCAAUCCAACACAACUAGAGAAUGACACAUUUACUACCAUGCCCGCCCUUGAAAAGGCUGGAAGGAGCUGGCCAUACUUUGCUGGUUUUGUGCUUUCGGCCAUUGGCAUCUCCAUCCUGAUUGUACUGGUUGCCAAAUGCAAACUGCUCCAGCGGAACCAUGCCAGCUACCACCAUCAGCGGCUGCCUGAUUCCCACUCAGUCGGAAGUAGCCGCACGGAGGAAACUGACUCGGCUUAUGAGAGGAACCAGCCCAUCGAUGGAGCAGCUGGGAGCCCAGCUGAGGAUGAUGAUGGCUUCAUUGAAGAUAACUACAUUGAGCCCAAUCGAGACUUGAAAGAAGAGGAAGAAGAGGUAGAGGGGGAACUUGAGCCCCAUUUCAGAGUCUGAGGCCUGUUAGAAACCAAAGACCAAUGUUUUGCAUGCUCUCGGCUACGUACUGCUGAGCCUUUCCACUCUAUUUUCUAGGAACUUCCAGUGAUCUCCCUGCUGCCAAGAAGGGGGACUCAUUGCUCCCUCUGACUCCCUUCAGCCCCAGGCAUUAUGCUAGGCUCUGUAGUACAGUCACAUCUGGGGGUUCCCCACUCCUGCUAUACAGCUUUUUCUUCCUGUCAUGUGAUUCCAAAAGACCAUCCUGCCAAUUCUGAUCUUUCCCAGGCUUCUCUGUUCUCUGAGCUGAAAUAUCCUCUCACUAACUUUCAGUUCAAGGCUGCCUCUUAACUUCCAUGUAAGCAUGCAUAAGAUUGCUAGCAAAUUGACAGGCAGACCUAGUUUUAGCUAUGAGCCCAAGCCACUGUGAAAGUGCAGUUUUAGGCAUAAUAGUUUGAAAUGAAUAUAAAGCACCAACAAAUGUUUUGUCGGUUAAACAUGCAAGGCUGCUGGAAGAAAAAAAUAUUGGAAAGCCUGCCUUAGUUCAGAGGCUGUAAAUUAUUAUUUGACAAGCAAAGCAGAAAAGCUUGCUCCCACCUGUAAACAAUCUUCCAAGCAGGACUGCUAGUGUCCGGCCACUUUCACAGAAUUAUGUGGCCUUCUGGACCCACUUGUAAUCUGCUGUAUGUUACCGCCACUUCUAUCCUUUUUCUUAGUGUGGAAGAUUUGCUAAGGAAGAAAGGGCAGAAUAACUGCCCAAUGCUAUUUGUAUUAUUACAUGUAUAUUC